UUGCUUCGUGUCUUCUGUUCUUCCAGUAAAGAUGAGAAACCAGAAAAACUUUGUCCCGUGAAAAAUCGUAGGAAAACUGUGAAAAAAUCGUGCCCAACCAAGUGAAUUGUAGUUCCUUUCGUAGGGUAGUCUAGCAAGUAGGAUUUCCGCCGAAACGAUGGCCCCGGGAUCCAACAACCAGAAUAAUAACAACAACAACAAUCGGCAGACGGGGACAAGGCCCAAGAUCAAAGCCUCGAAGAAAAAUUCCGUUCCCCGAGAGGUUGUCGCUCCGACCAGGCGGGAUCUCCAGCAGCAGCUCAAUGUUCUGGUGGAUUGGGCAACGGUUUCCGGAGCGGCCGCUGCAGUCGCCAAUAAUCAGCAACAAGGUCACUCGAAUCCUCAUCAAUCGUCAUCGGCGACAGGUGCUGCUGCAGCUGGAAGUGCUGGCAAUCAUCAGCAGAACUUUCUUCUGAAGCCGAGGAAUAAUCGAACACCGGGCGAAGGAACGUGUUACGAAAUUGACAACCUCGCACUCCAAGAUAACAGCCGUUACAUCCCGGUGCGUCCGAUCGUCCGCCGUAAUUUGCUAAGUGAAAGCAGCGGUGUCGAACAGGGGGAAUCUCACAACACGGCCGUAGGAGUGGUCAUUCCUACGACACCCAAUUCUGGCCUGCAAACAUUCCGUUUGAACGACACAGGAAGCAAUCCGUCAGCAUCUAACAUCAACAAUCUGCUGAACAAUUCCGGCAGCCAGAAGCACAUUCUGAAUCCGUUCCACCCGCAGCAGCAUCAGCAGCAGCAGUCGCAGCCAUCCAUUCCGAACCUGCGAGCUUCACCGUUGAGUUCUCGGGUCCCGGACGGUGCAUCACAGAAUCAGUUGAAUCUGAACAAGAACUCGAACCAACAGCAGCAGCAACUGCACGGAGCCGCAGUCGGUGGCGCCGUGGGCGGAGCCAAUCUCUCCAAGGCAAACGUCGAGGACAAACUCCACCAAAUUCAGGAGUACAUUAAACUGACCACCAAUCUGAUCACCUCGGUGCAGCUGGACAACAAAACGAAGAAUAAGAAGGAAUCGCAGGCAGAGAGCGGCAGUAGCAGAACCCCCGUUCGGCACCAGUUUCCAAUGGGUGACGAGAGUUGCUAUUUUGUGCCGAUCAACUCCACUAGCUUGGAGAGCGUACGGCAGAGCGAUUCCGAGUUGAACGGUCCUAGACCGCAGUCAGUUCAGAGUAUCAGCACCACGCAUUCGGCGACUCCGGUCCAAACGCCAUCGUACGACGAUCUACGCUUCAAAAUGGAAAGCCAGAGCAAAAGCAUGCAAGCGUUGAAAGAACAACAAGCGCACCUAUUGCGACUUCAGCAAGCGGCCCGACAGCAACUGCAGGAAAUGGAAGCAAUCCGUAAUCAAACCGUGACCAGCACCAUUCCGCUGGAUAACUUUGAAUCCGUGGAGCAAGUUCAGGACGGGAUCAGCGGUAUUAUGGAGAGGAUGCGAGUGCUAGCGACGUUCAUUCAAAAUCAGCAGGAACUGGGAAACAUGCUCGGAGGCGACAACGAUGAUGUACUGAAUGAGCAAGUGAUGCUUCAGCAGAAGUUUCAAGAGUUACGAGACAAGAAGGCGCAGAUGCACAACUUGGUAUCGGAGUUGCAGAAUUUGAACGUGGAGGCUAGUAGACAGUUUGAAGGAGCAGCAUCCAAGCCGGUCGAGCGAAAUAUUCCUAUCGAACUAACAAACGCCCCGGCAUCAGCUGCCGAUAUGAGACAAGCGACAAAGACUUUCAAUCAUAGCAGUGUCGAUCAUGGCAUGAUGAAUGGAACUGGAUCGCGUGGAGGUUCGAUUACUCCCAAAGUGGAGAAUGUAGCUGGCGAACGUGUAGCAAAUUUGCACGAAGAAGAGGACGAUGAGAACGCGGAAGCUAUAUCCGGCACGGCGGAAAUGCUCAACGAGAAAAUCAAUGAGAUUAAUGCAAUGAAGUCGCAGCUUAGAAGGCUGAAAGAAAUGAUGGACACGGUGAAGUUGAUCGAAAUGAAAACCGGCGAGUCAAUAGACGAAGAGGAAGAUGCACCGGAAGAGAACGAUGAAAAUCCUGAUUCGGUAGAAAAUUCUCGUUCUCCAAGCGUGGCAAGCCAGAUCAGUGAUCAUGGAGCAGCCGUCGGUGGUUCCACUGAUCCAAGACGUGAGCAGUUGAAUCAAAGGGUAGAAGCCUUACACGCCAUGACCCGUGAUUUACGGGAACAGGCCAAAUCGAUUGCCGCUGAACGGGAUGCUUUGAAGAAUGCUCACACCGAGAUUCAAAGACGCCGUAACAAUGUGACCGAUCUUCAGCACCAGGCUGAGGCCCAAACUGCAGAAAAACUAACUAAUCAUGUGGCGUCAUUCGUAUCUUCGAUUCCACCAGGUCCUAAAGAACGACAACAGAUGGCCUUAAAGGCUGAACUUGAGCAGAAGAAACGCGAACUCGAAAGAAUAGCCAACAUGACUCAGAGCAUCAAGAAAAACACUGAGCUUUCCCGUCACAAUACGGAAGUGGCUCCACCCAAAGUUCCUUCGGUUUCGUCGGCUGAUUCGCUCCGAUCGCAGAGUCAACCACCGGUGAUUCCACCUCCACCAGCAGCAUCUGCAGUGAACAACACGGCCGGUAGUAAUAUUACCAAUCACUCGAAAAAUUCGGCAGAUUCUGGAGUGACCGAUAUAUUUGCCAAUGCCCAUCUUGAAUCCGGCAGCUAUCAAUCGAGCAGCACCCGUAGCUUGAACAUGGUCCCACCGAUGCCGGACAUUUGCAACCGUCCCGAACGGUAUCGCAAAUCGGAAGACGUUGGCACUUCAACUGCUCGCACGGAUCGAACUUCUCCGUGGCCGGCCCAUUUGUUUAGCGGUGCUGGACCAUCCAGUUCCAACACGGGCCCACAGAGCCCCCAUAUCCAUCCAUUCGCCGGAUCGGAUAUCCACGUGAGCUCCGCAUACCCAACCUACAACACAUAUCCGACUUACUCGAACCUACUGCCGCCACAUACGCCGAACUCAGCCCCACAUCCGUCGGAUCCAUUGAUGUUCCAGCAUUUUAUGCAAACCCAGCAAAUGCUGAUGAACUCGAUCACCCAGUGUAAUCAGCUGCUGUGGAUCCAACAGCGGGAAAUCAACAAUCUCAACAAUGCGGUCUUGUUGCUUCAAGAACGCAUCCUCAACAGCGCAAACAACAGCAUACUGAUGAACGACAGUGGCCUCGUUCCAGGAGCCGGAUCGCACAUUCGAGCCGAAUCAACUCCUCCAAACAAUACCCUAAACUCGGCACCCAGUAUGUCAGGAUCUCUGUAUAGCCGUGCUCGCUCUGAACAACCAGCAAUGGUCCACCAACAAGGCCCAACGUCCCCUUACCACACAAUUCCUCCAUCUGUCCAUCAACCAGUCUACGGCAAUCUCAUGCCUUCGAAUCAGUUCCCAUCGUUCACCCCUUCAUCCACUCAACCCCAGCAACCCCAUCUUCAGCAAUCAAACCAGCAAUACUCUAUCAAUCAGCAAAUCCAACGCAAUAAUACUAACAUGUCCAACUCUAACGCCACAGCAAACAGUAGCAGCAGCAGUCACCGUAGCUAUCGCAAUCUCAGACACGUUAACAUUAACACCGCUAACAACGCCAUCUACGAACAGCAGCACCAACUGCACCAACAGCAACUUUACGAUCACCACGUACCGCUCCAUUCGAACAACUACAUGAACCAAAACGGAACCGGAACCGACGAUUCCAACUUGCAACCUCCGCCGCAGCAGCAACAGUUCAACAAUGCUUCCGCUAGCGGUGCCGGCAGUCUCGGUCCGUCGAAUAUGAUUAACAACUUGGCCAACGGUCCAACGAGUGGCGCCAGCAUGGCACCACCUCCGUGUUUGAACAAUUUGAACAACAGUAGCAAUCUGAACAAUGUCUCCACGCAGCAGCAGACAACGACACAAGCGCUGAACAAUCAGGUGCUGCCGGGGGUGCGCGCCAACAACUACUGGGACAAUUUUCGAAGUUACUCGAGACAGAACCUUCUUUCGAGCAAUAGUUGCAAGAGCAACGAAGAUUCCUGUACAUUCAGCUUGGGCAGCUGCACCAACAACAAUAUCAACAAUCAAAUUCAGCGCAACAACAGCAAUGUGAACAAUGUUAACAACAGCAACAACGCCGCAUCCACUGGAACAGCAAGUGGAGGCGCUACCACAGGAUCCACAACUGGCCCUGGCGUUAAAUACCCUCACAAUUUCAACCGGAACAAUUCCUUCAGCAACAUCAACCAACAAUCAAGUGCAUCCGACCUGGGACCGAAUCUUCAGCAACCGAACGUAUCAUCGCAUAAUCCAACGCCCUCACAACACUUUCAAACGAUUUCCCAGUCACAUCAACAGCAGCAGCAGCAACAACAAGCAGCUCAGCAAGACAGCUCCCAGUUCCAACCGGUAUCGUCACAAUCAACGUUCCUUGAACAUCAGUCAGCGCCGCAGCAAUCGCAACAACAUCCACACCUACAGCAUCAUCAGCAACAACCACCUCAACAGCACCAUCACACUCCGCUGAGUCAGUCCACGUCGUUCGAUCUGGGUGAGCUGCAGUUCCAUACCAAUCCGAUCAAUUUGGACUUGGCCAACAAGAGCGGCCAUCCGAAAGCCAGUGGCAACAAGAAGUACCCGAUGUCGUUGCGAUCGUGUCGCGAUGGAAACAACCUUGGUGGCGAGAGCAGUUCCAACUUCUACGGCGUGGGAGCACAUGCGGAGAUGGUGAGCGAUCUGAAUUUGGCCACGGCUAGCAACUAUCAACACGAUUCGAAAUCAACAUCCAAACUUUUCGAAGCGUUGAAAGAGAACGUCUACCAAGAGGUGAAGAAUCUCAUCACUGCCAACGAGUCCCGGCCACACUUCCUGAUCCAGUUGUUCCGCGAGCUUCAAUUGAUCUCGUCAGAUCCCCUGCGUCAACGGACUUUACAGUCGAUCCAGGAACUGUAUAAUCGCUACAUUGAGUCUACGAUUCAGCAGGAACAGCAGGAAGGACACGUCAAUAACGUGGGUAGCAAUAAUUUGCUCUCGUCCAGUGACGUCGCCGGAGGGGGACAAACGGCGAACGGCGCUGGAGAUGCCGAGAACAUUGAAGUCGUUGAAGUUGCGCAAAAUUUUACCAACGUUCGGCAGCAGCAGCAGCAACAAUUCCAGUUUGCGCCUUCGGCAGAGAGUACCCCAAUUACCGGAGGAAGUGCAUCCGGUACUGGCGCCAACCUCAGUGCUCCCACAAAAGAUUUGGAAGCGAAUGAUUUAGGAGGGAUGGCCAGUUCCGAGAUAAUCAGUAUCAUCAUGGGGGAUAUUGUGGGGGUGAUCAAUUCGGUGGACUACAUUAACGACUCGGUGUUGUGUAAAAUUGCUGGGGUGAUUUGCAACCAUGCCACUGGGGCUUCGAACGGGCUGUUUCAGCAACUGCCGGCUCAACAAGAGCCAGAACAAGGCUUAUUGGGCAGUCCGAUGCUAGGGCCGUCCAUGGCUGCCUUCUUGACGCAGAAUGAGACUGAUGUUUUUAGUAGAGAAGACUUUUUGAGAUACCUGGAGAGCUGGAACCGCACUGAUAAGGACGAAUUUAUAUCGAACUUAGAGAACUUGUUGAACAACAUAUUGCUGAGAUCCUCGGCAGCGGAAGGCGAUACAGCAGUAGUCUCUUCAUCGAACAUGAACGGUGACGAAGAGGGACAGAUGAGAUCCCAACAACUGCAACAACAACAGCACGAUUCACUGUCCAGCUUCAGCAAUGGAAACAACAACACAACCGGUGACAUCAGUACCGAUAACAACGAGACCUUCCAACCCUACGCUCAAGGAAAUGAGAAUCCCUUCCCACCCCAGGUCGCCACCGUUUCGGGAGCCGUUGGUGGAAGCACCAAUCGACGAGUAUAUGCAACAUCCGAAAGUGACAAGAUGUCCAAUGGAAUUAGCAGUUCAAAUGGCUAUGCCCUAACAACCUACGAUCUGGCAGAAGCGGAUCAGAUUUGCGACAUGGACAAAGUCCAUCCGGUGGGUGACAUGGCAGGAGGGGCAGUGGGUGGUGUUUCGAACAGCGGAAGUGACGAUCAGAUGGCGCUACGCAAUGAAGACACCCGUCGCUGGAUGUUGCUGAUAGAUCGGAUUGAAAUGAAGAGGGCGGAGAAAGCGGCUCAGGAACAGCCCAGCAUGGAUUCCGAUGAUGACGAGCUCCCGCUAUUCUACUGAGACAUGCACUGUCACCACUGUUGCUUCGGUCUGGUCCGUCGAUGCUGGAAAGGAUCCCAGGGCAAGUUGCCCGUCACGUUACUGAUGAAGAUGAUCUCAAGCAAUGCACAGAGAACGAACGAGGCUGCCGAGAGUGACCAACCUCACCUGCCACUGCUCCCUCACCACCCCAACCGUUGGCCUGACACAGACUACAGUUCGUUUCUGUUCCAUUUGCUGUGUGUGAUAGUUUCCGUUCUUUUUAGACGAAGGCGUUGCUUCCGUUACUAAUCGUUCGGAGAGGGAUGGGGAACCGAAAAGGGAAACAGUGUGGAUAACAUCCACACCAUGCAUUAUGCGCUCGUUUUUAGCUCGGGAAAUAUUUAUUCUCUUGUAACCGUUAAGUAAAGUAUAAUUUAUCCCAACCUAGAAACACAUUCACAAAUACAAUCAAUCGGCUCUCUGGGACAAAAUUUUGAAGCAAAACUAAGCUUUACAAAGCUCAAUAAUCGUUGUUGUUAUUCCUAUACUUUUGCGAUUUGCAUGGCUGUUUUUUUAUGCAAGGGGCUGCUAUGCGAAUAACGGCAUUGUGUAGACACUAAUCAUACUCAAUUAUAUAGUCACAGACAGACGAUACAUAAUACAAAUAUUCCUUUCAAACACAUCA
Molecule: messenger RNA, 6851 nt
Organism: Aedes aegypti (yellow fever mosquito)
Lineage: Eukaryota; Metazoa; Arthropoda; Insecta; Diptera; Culicidae
Product: formin-J
Exons: 10
Coding region: 158-6205 (2015 amino acids)
Biological process (GO): centrosome cycle; cilium assembly; intraciliary transport involved in cilium assembly
Cellular component (GO): centriole; centriolar satellite; ciliary basal body
Source: RefSeq, a predicted model, not a curated record